This is a messenger RNA of Seminavis robusta, 1596 nucleotides long. The record is from the annotation of a GenBank genome assembly. NCBI's taxonomy places the organism in Eukaryota, Bacillariophyta, Bacillariophyceae, Naviculales, Naviculaceae.
AUGAUGAGUGGACGGCCGUCCCUGAAGAUCAGCCUCAGUGAUGGGUCACGACGAGUGCCACGUCUUUCAAGCUAUGCGAGCUCCAUUCGCCCUUCUUCCAGCGAUGAUGCUUCUAGCAGGCCAAGAAGGAAGGAAUUCAAGGAAAUGGUCAAGAGAGCAACACCGGCUGACAUGAAGCAACUCAAAACGUUUCGGGAUGCGAAUAGUGGCAAAGGAAGAUCUUUCACCAUGGCCCGUCCAUGUCACAACAUGAAGUUCUCUGAAGGAAGCAGAGCCAUGAUGGCUGCUUGCAUCCCCCCUGCCCUUUCGUCCUCCUCCAAAUUUCCUGGUGCCAUUCGAUCCAACUCCUUUGGUAGAGCAGAACAAUUCUUGCGAAUGGGUCAAGCCGACGAAGAUACCGCGACCUCCAAUCCCAGUCUCCGUUACCUCAUUACAAGAGCACGACGUGGGUCCAGAAGGCCUUCAUACUCAGCCAAUGCCAGUCCAAACACUGCUACCAGUGGUGAUGCCAACAAAGGAAGGCCUCUGGUCAAGUUGAAUGGGUCUGCUCGUGACAAGCUAUCCGAUGCCGUGGCAGAACUGACCCGAUCCGCUCAACGACACAAAGAAGCUGCCAUAUUCAGGAACACCAAGUCCCAAGAUACGGUUCAGGACACUUGUGUCUCAUCAGACUCCUCUAGGACGCCUCGGCUAAAGAGGAACUCGUCUUCCUCAGAAGCCUCUACUACCAGCCAGAGCUCCUGUGCCGGGCUUGCGAGACCUAAACGGGCUCAGAAGAAGAACAAGAGUCGGAGAUUGCUUUCAGGUGCUGGUGAUUGUGGAAGAACUCCCUUUUCAUCCCCAUAUGGUCCUACCGAGAAUCGUCCCAUUCUGCAACUCCCAGAUCCAAGCACCAUUUCCGACCCGAAAGCUCUCUUUGCAAUGGCCCGCAAAAUGAUGUCCAAUCGGUCGUCUGUGCAGUCGCCAGGUAGCGACGAUAGUGUUAGUGCUGGCAUUUGUCUCGAGCUCCCAUCAAGACAGGGCUCCUUUUUGUCAUCCAGCAGCAAAGACACGAGCCCCAUUGCCUUGCUGCAACACCGCUUGGAAGUGACCAGCGAGGUCUUGAGAGAGACUGAAUCCGUCACUCAGGAGGAUGGCGAGAAGACGCUGUUGCAAAAGAUGACGGAAUCCGUGACAUCCAUCAUGGAGGAUGAUGACGAGUUGUCGUUCUGCUCCACAACCUCGCUUCACUCGUUGCCUUCGGUGCAACAAGAGGCCGCCAACGGGAAUGACGAUGAUUCCAUAGCCUUCUCCAUCGACUCGGUGCGCCUUCACAAACAGCAAAUCGAUACUACUACUGGUUCAAAGGGCAACAGUAACCAGAAAGUUGGGGAAGCGGCGGUCGGCAGCCUUGGGGCAACCAGCCAUCAUCAUCGGUUGCUGAGACAAACUGUUGUCGUGGAGUUUGAUUUGGACGAUGAUAUUCACUUCCAACGUGGAUCCAACGGUGAUGAUGAUGACGUCGAAUACGAAGAUGAGCGAUCUUUCGCAUCGGUGAGCUCUCUCAAUACCAACCUCUCGGAACGAAUGCAAGAUCUGGAUCUCAACAACGAGUGA